Messenger RNA from Ordospora pajunii, 255 nucleotides. RefSeq lists its product as uncharacterized. Lineage: Eukaryota; Fungi; Microsporidia; Ordosporidae. The transcript has a single exon. The record is from RefSeq and is a predicted model, not a curated record. The coding region runs from base 1 to 255 and encodes 84 amino acids.
AUGAGUCACGAGAUGUCUGAGAUGGCCAGGUUUGAUGAGUCUGUAGACAAGGAGAACUACAAUCCAUGCAUCAAGGAGUUUACGCCGACAAAAGCGAGGCCUAGAAAGAGAUACAUGGCAUUGAAGGAGAUAGCAGAAAGAAGCGAACGAAGAGAAGAAAAGGAGGAGGAGUGCAAUCAGGAAAGGGAAAUGGAUGUGUUUUUCUCAACAUUUCCUGGAUCACCAUUUAAGUCCAGGAGUAUGCGUGAGUUGUGA